UCGUGGGGUCAAUCAUGGAGGUUUCUCAUACUCCUGUGAAUCUCACACACAGAAUUUUCUCAGUUGUCAGUUGUGUAGUAGAGAGACUGGCCUUGGGCAGGAAAUAUGUCGGUGACGAGUUUAGAGAGAUCAUCAGAAGGUGAUUGAGGUAAGCAGUGCAUUUGCUAUAGAAGCCUUGUAUCCCCCAUUGGGAUUUAUCAGCAUUCUAUCAGGUACUAGGGCAAGAAUGAAGAAGGUUCACAAGAAACUCGACAGCUUCUUCGAUAAGGUAAUAGAGGAGCAUGAAAUGAAUGGCAAAGGGCAUGAGGAUGAGCAAGGGGACUUGGUGAAUGUCCUCCUGCGGCUUCAAAAGGAAGGUGAUGGUGCCGUGCAACUAACCAGAGACAAUAUCAAGGCAAUCAUCUUGGACAUGUUUAUUGCUGGGAUUGAGACCUCAUCUUCAACCUUGGGAUGGGCAAUGGCAGAACUUAUGAAUAACCCACAGGUGAUGGAAAAAGUCCAGAAGGAAGUAAGGCAUGCGCUUAAAGGAAAAGAAAGAGUGGGAGAGGGGCAGGUCUUAGAGUACUUGAAGUUAGUACUUAAGGAGACACUCAUUUUAAAUGCUCCUCUCCCGUUAUUGAUCCCAAGAGAAUCCAUGAAGACAUGCUCAUUAGAAGGUUAUGUAAUACCAACCAAACUAAAUGCUUGGGCCAUUGGAAGACAUCGAGACUACUUAAAAAAUCCAGAGAAGUUCGAGCCCGAGAGGUUUUCUGAUGGUUUGGUGGAUUAUAAGGGGCAAUAUUUCGAUUUCAUCCCCUUUGGGGGAGGUAGAAGGGGGUGCCCCGGUGCCUUAUUCAGUAUGGCUACUGCAGAACUUGUUUUUGCCCAACUUCUUUACUACUUUGAUUGGAAACUACCCAAAGGAAUGAAACCAGAGGAGAUGGAUAUGAGUGAGAGCUGUGGGAUAACAGCGUCAAGGAAGCGUGACCUGGUUCUAAUCCCAAUUCCUUUGUUUAUAAGCAGUAGGAUUUCAUAGCAAUGAAUUUGUAAUAGAAGAUUGUCGCAUGAAUAAACCUAAAGCUUUCGGUCUACUAGAACUUGACAGAGUAAUGUAAGGCCUUGCGGUAUGGUGUCAAACUUACC
Molecule: messenger RNA, 1122 nt
Organism: Amborella trichopoda
Lineage: Eukaryota; Viridiplantae; Streptophyta; Magnoliopsida; Amborellales; Amborellaceae
Product: desmethyl-deoxy-podophyllotoxin synthase
Molecular function (GO): heme binding; monooxygenase activity; iron ion binding
Source: RefSeq, a predicted model, not a curated record